AUGGAUGCUGACAACUUGCUUGCAGUUGGAAUGGAAGCUGUGAGAAGUGGGGAUGCUGGAAAAGUGGAAGAAACCUUGCGAGAGUUUCAUGCUUUGGUGAAAAACGAGAGAAGAGAAAAAGUGAAAAGGACGAAAGGUGUAUCAAAGUUUUACAGAAUGUCAAGCAUCUUACUGAACGAUCUGAAAGUGACUUUUCAUGAGAGGACCCCAUCGACGUCUGUAUUGGUGCCAAAGUAUGACAAGAUCUGUGCACAAAGGUUCAGCGGAUUGGCGUGCAAUGGCACCGAUUGUGAAUUGUUCGGGUUUCUUUUCAGUAAGAACGAUUCACGUGACACUCGUUUCUUGUUCUUUCCUCCUGAAUGCCUUGUCUGCGUGGGUGACAUUUGGCAACCUGAUUCUGUGCCCCAAUGGCUGGAAAAUAUUGGCAGGUUUGUUCGGAGACAUGUGGAUGAAAGCAACAAAGUGCUUUGCAAAGGGGAGUUGUUGCAGAUGCUCAAAGAUGCUGUAAAAAAAGACAACGGACCAAAACGAAUUUUCAAUAACCGGGCUCACUUUCUCAUCGAUGCAGUGGGGGUACAGGAGGUUGCAAGUCGUAUUGUUCGUCAGCAGUUGGGAUGUGAUUUUGAAGUUGAUAAUUUGAAGUGGCUGGAGUCGUUGGGAAAGCAAGGGGGACCCGUGGCAAUCCCCAGGGAUUCUUGGGAACUUGCCUUUUUUGAAGAACUGAAUGCCAUGUGA
This is a messenger RNA of Ostreobium quekettii, 735 nucleotides long. The record is from the annotation of a GenBank genome assembly. Lineage: Eukaryota; Viridiplantae; Chlorophyta; Ulvophyceae; Bryopsidales; Ostreobiaceae.